Molecule: messenger RNA, 3543 nt
Organism: Trichoplusia ni (cabbage looper)
Lineage: Eukaryota; Metazoa; Arthropoda; Insecta; Lepidoptera; Noctuidae
Product: centrosomal protein of 104 kDa
Exons: 20
Coding region: 1-3510 (1169 amino acids)
Cellular component (GO): cilium
Source: RefSeq, a predicted model, not a curated record
AUGAGACUGCUGCUUCUGCGUCUAUUAAAAUCAAAAGGCAAAGACCAGCGCAGUGAAGACAGCUCGUACCCAGCAUGCGAGUUGAACUCGCAGGGACCCGCGGCUCGCGGCUGGCGCUGCGAGGGAGCUCCGCCCCACGAGCUGCUGCUGCGGCUGGCCCGCGUUACCUCAGUCCACAAGUUGCAGCUAUUGGCUCACCACCAGCUUAUCCUUUCUCCUUCAUCACCAGCGGCUUGCGUGGAGGUCCUAGUGUCAGGUGGGCUGCUCUCCGAAGGCGCAGCAACUCCCUGUGGCGCUACCUACACCAGCGUCGGCAGAGUCACUCUCGCAAAACCAGCUCCUCAAGCCAGGACCAGGGAACUCAGGUCUGCCGCCUUGCCCGAGCCUACCAUAGCCCGUUUUGUAAAACUCCGGUUAUCUGGACCCCACCCACCCGCUAAAGAUGAUGAUCAGGUAGCUCUAAUGGCAGUGAACGUGUUAGGCGAGGAGGUGGAGGAAACGGAGACGUCUCCAGUGCAGGCGAGCAAGGAGCCGGCGUACUCCCCGUACGACGACCUCGCCUUCAUCAUGUACGUGGACAACGAUAUCGCGGACCUGGUGCGCAGUCUCGACGAGAAGAAGAAGACGGCUGUGGCUGAGGAGCGUUUCGAAUAUGCGCGCCGCUUAAAAUCCGCGGGCUCUGCUCUGGCGUCCGCCGGCAUCCGCAUCGGGCGCUGGCGGCUGCGCAAGCGCACGGCGGCGGCGCGGGACGACUUCGAGCUGGCGCGGCGCAUGCGCGACAGGAUCGCGGACGCGCUGUGCGGGGUCAAGGAGGACCCGCAGCUGUGUCGCCUGUUUGAGGAGGAUGGGCCUGACCGUCGCAACGACUCUUCGAUGCCCCAGGAGUAUGACUUCUCCCACCACUUGUCACCAUCCGUGGUGGCGGGCUCCCUCAGCCUGGACAUUCCCUCACCAGUACCUCCCAUAGACCCAGAGCCUGAACAGGAGCCGGAGUAUAUCAAUGGAGAGGAAGAGGAUGUACAGGAUAUGGGGCCGUCACCAGAACCGACAUUACAAGAAGAAGUACCUCAAACAUUCGCCGAGCCAGUUCAAGUCCAACCCGUCCAAGCCAUACAAGCCAUACAAACUCUGCAACCCGUGCAACCCGCACCAGAAGAGAAAGAAGUCCAAAAGCCGACAGAAGAAGAAGAACUACGGAAGGAGACUGACAGCCCUCGCAGAAGUAUUACACCAAACGCUGCUAAUGGUUCGGUAGUAAGACGAAGAAACAAAAGCGCUGGUCCACGUUCAACGUUUGAGGCGUAUGAAGAACGUCUGCUUCCUGCUUUGAGACAUUCGCACACCAACGAGUACCUGCGCGAGAGCCGCGAGGAGGAGUGCAGCGGCGGCAGCGCGGCCACCUCGCACUCGCGUAGCGCGCAGCCGCACAAACUCAACGAGAGGGAGAGGAAGCACGCCGCACUGCCUAUACUUAUAUUUGGUUAUCCACUUGUAGAAAAAUUCUUCUCCAAAAACUAUUUAGACAAAGAGGAAGGCUUGUCCCGUCUCCGCGCUGAGCUGACAUCACCAUCUAACGGCAGCACUAAGACCUCUCCCAACAAGACAGCGAGAGCUGCCGCCAUUUUGCUUCAGAGAGCGCUAAGAGACAAGGUCUUCUCAGUCUACAGUCAAGCGAACGAGGUGGUGAAGGUGCUGUUCAAGGAAUUCGUUCCUGAUAGGGUGUGCGCGGCGGAGGUCGGUCGCUGUCUGGAGAAGUUGUUGCCGGAGCUGCUGCGAGCGUGCGGGGACCCCGCGCCGCGCGUGCACUCCACUGCGCAACACACCGUGCUCACUGUCGCUGACUGUCCACAAGUCAGGAGUCUUCACCUAAUCCCACAGCAGCUAGUUCGUCCUGUCGCCGCCUCCAUGCAUCCCCGGCUUGCGUUGUCUCGUCUACAGAUGCUGGAACAGCUAAUACUCAGUCACGGAAUCUCCACAGACAAAAAUAGCGGCCUCACAGUCCGGCGCCUGGCGGAGUGCGGCGCGGCGGGCGCGCAGCACGCGGCGGGCUCAGUCCGCGCGGCGGCCGAGCGCAUCCUGCUCGCUGCGUAUGCUCGCUCCCCGCGCGUCGUGCGGGCGCAGCUGCCGCCUGAUGACGCGGUCACUAGGAGGAACUUGAUCUACAGGCAUCUGUUCCAACAGUUCGAUAGGAUUGAUAUGCAGAAAAUGCUUAACCAAGCACCAACUGAAGAACAAAUCCUCAACGGAAUCGAUCAAUCAUCUGCAGACGCCGCUCUAGAAACAGCCAGCAUCUCCCAAUCAACUCGCAGCGGCACCACCGUCAGUGGCAUGACCGCCUCCAUGGGCAUGACGUCAUCAAUCGGGGCCACGUCAUCCUACAGCCUAAAGUCCAUGACAUCAAGUGUCAGUGGAGCCACCCUCGCUCCUUCAAGUUUGAGCGGCAGUUAUACCACGUCGAAGACUAAGAGCAGUUUGAAAAAGUCCCCAACAAAGAGGUACACUCCAAGUAGGACUGCGAAGGAUUUUUCAAAUUAUCCGGGUUAUAAUAAACUGAGGCUGGAUAGUGCUGUCAGUCCAAAACAUUCACCAAGAUCCGCAGCAUCGGGAGUUGAGAAAGUUCACUUCCAAGAGUCACAAAGCCAAACCCAAUCCAUGUCGGAGCAAGUUGUGUACCGGCGCACGAACCGCAACUCAGAGAAUCGGCACUCCAUGAUACAUUACGACCAUGAGCCUUCCAAACCUCAACUAAAAGAACGUCCGAUGACAGUAUACGAACCCCUGCACCUAGACUACCGAGAUUCCCCAACAUUAGGGUCCCCGAAAACCUCCAAAAAUGAUUUAAGGAGUAUGGAUUCCCUACCCAUGGAUUCUCCCCAAAUGUCCAGAAAUGACGUGAGAUGUGACUCUGACUGCCGAAGCUUGGAUUCACCGAAGGUCAAGGCGGACUAUUUCAGGGAAGGAGUCUUGGAGUCUCCGAAAUUGGUAGCCGGGUUGAGGAACCUGCAUCUUGAUGAGCAUAGCCAGAUGGAUGAGAGUGGUUACUACAGUCCAGGAAGGAGGCACCAAGUCACCAGUAACGAGCAGAACUAUGAGGCCUAUGACGUCGGUAAUGUGGAUGUAGCCGAUAACAUACCUGAACCCAUCAGCUUGCACACGACAUGCACGUGGUGCGGGCGGCGCGUGCGCGCGGAGGCGCUGGAGGCGCACUACUGGCGGCGCUGCGUGCUGCUGGCGCGCUGUCCGCACUGCCGCGUGGCGCUCGAGGCGCGCAUGCUGCACGCGCAUCUGCUGGAAGAAUGCUCCAUGAGUGAGGGUAGUUGGAGGGCGUGUCAUAAGUGCGGAGCCGCGCUUAGGACCGACAUCGACGAAUUCCAUGUCAACUGUAUUCCGCUCGGCAUGGACGAGUGGAAGUGCCCGUACUGCUUCACAAACGUGUUGGCUCGCGACCUGCCCUGGCAGAGACACCUCAUGCAGUGCCCGCGGAACCCCAGGAUCACGCAGUCCUCCUAGUAACACUGGUAUCAGUUGGUAAUGUCUGAGGUA